AUCAAAGUGGGCAGCGUUGGCCGCCAUUUUGUGGUGAGGUUCGGAGAGGGAGUUUAGGAGGCAAGAGAUCUGAACGUGAAAAAGUCGUGGACGGCAGAAUUCAGCUGAACGAUGAUGCGCCGUGAUUCCUGCCCGCUUGACUGCAAGGUCUAUGUGGGUGAUCUGGGAACCAAUGGGAACAAGACAGAGUUGGAGCGCUCAUUCAGCUACUAUGGACCCCUGAGGAAUGUCUGGGUUGCAAGGAAUCCUCCUGGCUUUGCAUUUAUAGAGUUUGAGGAUCCUCGUGAUGCAGCAGAUGCUGUGCGAGAAUUGGAUGGCAGAACCUUGUGUGGGGUUCGUGUCCGAGUGGAGUUGUCUUCUGGUGAAAGGAGGAAGCGUUAUCGUGGUCCACCACCACCCUGGAACAGACGUCCCCGUUACGAUGAUUAUCGCUAUCGCAGCCCACCACGGCGACGUUAUUCUAGGUCUCGGUCCAGGGAGAAUAGGCGUCGUGAGCGUUCAAUUUCAAGGGAAAGACGUGAGCCAUCCAGAUCUUUCUCCAGGUCACACAGUCGUUCCCGAUCUGUUGAGAGGAAGUAAGAUCUCUUGGUGGAGAUGGCCUCUUCUCCACCCUAGCCUCUGGGAGAUGAAGAACAUCUACAAUGCUCCUUUGAUUCUACAUCUGGUGACGAUUUAAAAGCAGCAGGGUGGGAUUGGGAGAGGAGGCUCUUCUUUCUUUUAUUCUGGUUUGAAGGAUGAGCUUUAACCAGCUCACUAAUUUUUUUUGGAACUUUUUUUAAAAACAAAAAAACUUGUGUCAUGCAAAAUAUAUAAAAUUUCAUACUAAUUAUUGAAGAAGGGGGUCAGACCAAUAGUAGAGCAGUAACAAGACAUCUAUUGUCAAUCACUUGUAAUUGUUUUUGCUUUUGUUAACCAACGAUGUCAACUGUUAUUCAUUAAAUCCCUUGAAGUGAUUUUUUUAAAAGUUUCUCUUGCAAUGAAAAGUUACUGUGUCUGAAAAAGGGCUGUUUUCACCGAGAUGUACAUACUGUUAAUAAACUGCACCCCAUGGUGUCUGACCUCAGUUCCCUUUAUAGAUGCUGUGAGUGAGGAAUUGGGGGGGCAUUUAGAGGUGAGCAGGAAUGGGGGUACAGUUCAGAGGAGAGCAAGAAUGGAGGUUCUGCUUUUGUCAGGUUGGUCUUUGUAUUGAACUACGUGGAUAAGAAGGAUGUUUGUAACAGUGAGUCAGAUCUGGUUUUGGGGAAGGGAACAUCUUGUAAACAAUGGUUUAAGCAGCUGUAGCGACAGUGGCCUUAACUCACUGAUGCAUAGCUAGUCGAUUUUGAUUAAUGGGCCCAUGGCUGAAAUAUGAUGGGGACCACCUAUUGUUUCUUUAACAUUAAGGCGCCCAGACUGUGUUGGUAAAUAUUCAUCCCUGUAACAGAGGAACCCUGUAAAUGCUGCUGAUUCAAAAUUAGAUGAAACAUUGUACUGUAACAAAGUGCAUUACAAUAACUGACGACCCAGAGUGUGGGGGGGCUUGUCCAUUUGGCUGGCACCCAAUGGCCCAGGGGUGGGAGCUAAUAGCCAACGGCCCGGAGGGAGAGCUUGUCCACCUAGCUGAGACCCAGUGGCCUGGGGUGGUGUGGGAGGUGGUGCAGGUGCUUGUGCUUAUCUACCUAGCUGACAGCUAACAGAAAUGUACUUGGGCUUUUCUUUAUUUUGAAGGAUUCAUUCACCUUUGCAGCAAAACAUUCCUAUGAAAUAUGACAUGAUUUAGGGUGUGGAAUAGAUUGUGUGCAGUGCACCUCUGUUUUGAAGCUUUUUUUUCUUGUGGCUAAUUUUUUUGUGAAAAGCAUUGAUUGUGCACAAUUCCCUGCUUGAGGUGUUGCUGCUAACUCUUGUAGUUUAUACUUUGUGUUAUUGAUGUAAGUGAUGGCCCAUAGAGGCUUACCCCAAAGGGCUGGCAACAAGCCUACAGCCAAAUUUCCCUGAGCGCAUCUGCAUCUCUGACCUUGUCACUCUGUGAAGAAAUACUUCACUUUGGGUAUUGCAGCCAGUUAAGUCCAUUUUGUCUUCAAGGAAGUGUUCACUGUUGCAUUUUUUUGAAGGCACUGUGGACAGUGCUCUGGCAAAGUAUCCGAUCAUCGUUCAACUACUGCUGACUCAGGCCGGGUGUACCUUGCCCUGUACAGUCGAAUUUGAUUUCAGUCAUCUUUGCUUGUAGUGACUAUUCUGUUGUGAACUCCUGCUUGCUGUAUCUUUUCUAACUGGUAAUAUCUUUAUGCUUGUAUGGGAAUCGAUGCUUGCAAGGGAAGACCUCCAGUGCAAAAAAUCAUAACCCUUAGUGCACAAUUACAUUUAUUAACUAAAUAAAUGCAAUCCUGCACUAUGGGAUAUGAUUUUUAAAUAAAUAUGGGAGAUUUGGUGUUACAUUAUUUCCACAGGACAUCUGAACCACCUACCUAUUCUCCAUCGGUAAUGGAAGUGAGAAACAUUCUUGCUAAUAUAACGUCCUUGGUGACAGAGCCCCCACAAAUUAUUGUUGCUCUCUGGCAAACAGAUUUAGGUAUUAUAGGACAUCACCUUUCUAACUAGCAUCUCCAAUGUUCUUGUGUUAAUGUUCAAAAAUGCUGAGUGAAGUGAUUCGUCAAGGUGUCUGAUGUGAGAUAAAAGGGGUGUGGAAGUCACAAUCUUGUUACUGUAACUAAUGCGCUAGUUAGUUCUAUUGCCAGGGGCUGAUGUGUCUAAUUACCAGCUAAUUCUCCAGAUGAAUGAGAAUUCCAUUGAUUUUCCCCUUUGGUCCAGCAGAUGGUCUGUUUCAUGUGGGAAUAUUCCUGGAACUAUAUCUGACAAAGUAAUAAAAUGGCAAUAUUUUUCUCCCUACUUGUUAGUCCAAAUAGAUGUCAAUUCUGUCAUGGGAUAUAUUUCUGUUGGAGUUACUUACGGAAUGGCAGCUGCACUUGUAUUCGAGGAUUAAUCCCAAAACUUUGCUGAUGUUGCAAGGUCACAAUCAAUCUACUAUUCCUCAGUAACCUAACUUCAGCCAAUAGCAGCAAGUAUUAAUAAAAGUCAUUGGCUUCUCAGUGAUGGGGACUGGUCACUAAUAGUGACCAGGCAUAAGACUAGAGAAUUCUAUCUUUCCUCAUACAAGGACUAAUAACUCUUCCUGGCUUUGCUAAUAUUACCCAUCAGAGACAGCUAGAAAUCCACCCUGAUCCUCUGGAGCUUUUUACUGAGCAUUCAGAGCCAGCUACACCUGCCAUUCUGUUGUUUAAUUUGGAUUUCCAGUGCCACAUUUUGCCGAUCUAGUCAUAAGAUCCGCAGCCUAUUCUAAAGGUUCUCUCACACACUGUGAAAUGCCUACAUUCCUGUGUAGUUUGCUUCACAAAAGCUACCAAAGGCCAUUCUGUAGCUCCAAAGACACCGCUGUGCAAUGGUUUAAUAUUUUCAUGUAGACAGGAUCUUAAUAAUGGAGUCUAAAAAGGAUUGUUUACUUUUAUGAUUUCUUGGUGGGAAAAUGGCAUUUCUACAGCACUGUUGAAAGACUGUUUGGUACUACAGUGGAGCAGAUUUGGUUCAAAAAUGAUUAAUUGGAAUGGAGUUCUGCUUGCAAGUGUAGUGCUACUUGUUUGCAGGCUUGCUUAUCUAAUACUUUUACAAAGAGCAGUGUUUGUCAUGCUGUUUAUUGUUGCAAUGUAUUUAAAGCACGCUCUAUGAGAACUUAGAGGUUUCUGUUAUACAUGUUGCAAAUUCCCAGUUAAUAAUGUAUUUCAGACCUGUAACCUACACCUUUAACCUUGUUCUGAGAAGUUUUGAAUAUAUCCAGGUGAAUGUUUGCAAAUCUUUUACUGUUGGACCAGUUGUACAGUUAAUCUGAAUCUCUUCAUUAAGUUACUGCAUUCUAAUGCUCCUGCAAAGUUAACGACCCCUUGUGUGUGACAUUAGUGCUAAGAAAAUGAUUUCAGAUUGUCUAACUGAGAAAAUGGUGUGGCAUCCACAGCCAAACCCUUUUGAAGUCACUGUGGAUAGCUGCAGUCACACUGUCAGGAACUGACUUUUUUAAGAAAAGACUUGAUACUAGCUGGAUUGAUGUUUUGAUUGUACUUUCUUUUGUUCUGUGUUUUUUGUCAGAUUUC
Molecule: messenger RNA, 4118 nt
Organism: Mobula hypostoma (lesser devil ray)
Lineage: Eukaryota; Metazoa; Chordata; Chondrichthyes; Myliobatiformes; Myliobatidae
Product: serine/arginine-rich splicing factor 3-like
Exons: 5
Coding region: 112-579 (155 amino acids)
Biological process (GO): mRNA splicing, via spliceosome
Cellular component (GO): nuclear speck
Molecular function (GO): RNA binding
Source: RefSeq, a predicted model, not a curated record